AUGGAUCCAGUUGAGUAUCUUUCGCAAGUGCGCUUUCAUCAGUCAAUCCAAUGUAGGCGAACGCAUUCUCGCGUCACGUUCGCCCUCGGUGGCAGUGGCUGGGAUUCGGCCGUGACGAGCAAGUACGGCACGAUCAACGCAGCCGGCUCCGGCAAGGAUGCAUAUCAUCACCAAGGUCCGCUGUUGCUGUAUCUGCUUCCCUCUGGCUGCAGUCGACUGCUCGGCAUGAUCCUUGAAGGCAUCUGUCGAGAGUCCAACGUCUCGAUCCUCGCCAUCGAUCGACCAGGCAGUGGCGGCACAACAAUGUGCCCGUUGGAGAAGCGUAUCCAGACUGCAACACAGCAGACUCUCAGCGUGUUCGAGGCACUGCAACUCGAUCGACCCGGUAUGCCGCAGCUGAGGCUCCUGAGCCACUCUGCCGGCUGGUUCUACACUCUUGCAUUGCUCCAAGCGGCACCGCAAUACUUUGCAAGACAAGACUCACCGCUCAAAGUUGUCUUGUCGUCGCCGUUCGUACCAACAAGCCAGUCGUCGAGCACGACGCUGUCGCUGCUGCCAAAGGGUCUCGUUGCGCUCACGCCAAAAGUGAUGCCCUUCCUUGGUCGCAGCAUGAACUGGUCCACAGGCAUAGCCGACGACAUUGCGAGUGUAGGCAAAGGCUGGGUCGCCUGGUCCAGCGCUGACGUCGAUCCAGCCCAGUUGCAGGAGCAAAAGCGAGUAGAGCGGGAGAAGCUCGACCAGAAGAAUCGCGAGGUGCGAGCGCGAAGCAAGCAGAAGCAUCCCCGUGCUCGCUUUCAUCCUCCGUACGAGUCGCAUCUCAAGUUUGGCCUGGAUGCGUGGAAACACAUCGAACACCCUGCCGACAUGACACCACGCCAUCCCAAGACGGGCCGGCGGCUCAAAACAGGCGGCGAUCUGUUGUUCGACUACGUCCAAGAAGAAGGCUCGAUGGCCGGCAUGUGCGAAGACUAUCAGCUUUGCCUGGGCAAUGCGCCAUGCCUGAACAACGAUGCGCUCACACACUGGAUAGUCGAAGCACUUGACAAAGUGCUCACCAGCGUCGUGUCACUUUCGAGCCAGCCUGUCCAGCUGGUAGUGGUCUGGGGCGACGCCGACUUUCUCAUCCCUCGCAAAGGACGUGACUGGUUGGAUUCGGUGCUCAAGCCACACGAAAGAGACAGCAAGGUCAAGUAUGAGCGAUGGGACAUGGCGGAAGGUGGACACGACUCCACGCUCUUUUCGGAGGAUGUCAUGAACGAUGUGCUUGCAUUCCUGACCGGCGCUGCAGACUAG
This is a messenger RNA of Moesziomyces aphidis, 1293 nucleotides long. The record is from the annotation of a GenBank genome assembly. NCBI's taxonomy places the organism in Eukaryota, Fungi, Basidiomycota, Ustilaginomycetes, Ustilaginales, Ustilaginaceae.